AUGCUCCCGCGUUUUAAUGCGGAGAACUUCCCCAAGAAUCUCGAGCUCCUGAAGAUUUUCGAGGAUCUCGCGGCUGAGAAAGGUGCCACCCCAGCGCAGGUGGUUCUGGCUUGGGUUCUGGCACAGGGGCCAGAAUUCUUCCCUAUCCCAGGCACCAAGAACUUGAAGUACCUGGAGCAGAAUCUGGGGGCGCUCAAGGCCGAGAUCACGGCUGAGGAUGAUGCUCAGAUUAGAGAGACAAUCGAUUCGAUGGGUGGAGCCGCCGGUGGACGAAUCCCAGCUGGCAUUCCAGGCUGCUUCGCUGACACGCCACAGUUGUAG
This is a messenger RNA of Diaporthe citri, 321 nucleotides long. RefSeq lists its product as uncharacterized. The record is from RefSeq and is a predicted model, not a curated record. Gene Ontology annotation, cellular component: cytoplasm. Lineage: Eukaryota; Fungi; Ascomycota; Sordariomycetes; Diaporthales; Diaporthaceae. The coding region runs from base 1 to 321 and encodes 106 amino acids. The transcript has a single exon.